Molecule: messenger RNA, 3184 nt
Organism: Calidris pugnax (ruff)
Lineage: Eukaryota; Metazoa; Chordata; Aves; Charadriiformes; Scolopacidae
Gene: SLC25A15
Product: solute carrier family 25 (mitochondrial carrier; ornithine transporter) member 15
Exons: 8
Coding region: 197-1102 (301 amino acids)
Biological process (GO): mitochondrial L-ornithine transmembrane transport
Molecular function (GO): L-ornithine transmembrane transporter activity
Source: RefSeq, a predicted model, not a curated record
GGCGUGCUGUGGGUUGAGGCUUGGAUUUGCUUUGGAAGCAGCAGGAGUUGCUGCCUUGCUGUAACGGCGAGCAGGUUUUAAUCUACUACUGUUAUUUCGAAUCGGAAAAAAAUAGGAAGGAGGAGACAAAUAUCUUGACACCUGCCAGGAAAGAGGGAGACUUCGCUCUGAAGUGACUGAUAAACAAGUGUGAAGCAUGAGGAUCAACUCAGCAAUUCAGGCUGCUAUUGACCUCACAGCAGGAGCUGCAGGUGGGACAGCAUGUGUGGUGACCGGCCAGCCCUUCGACACUGCCAAGGUGAAGAUGCAGACGUUCCCUGACAUGUACAAAGGAAUUGUUGACUGUUUUGUGAAAACCUACAAGCAAGUGGGGUUUCGAGGCUUCUACAAGGGAACCACCCCGGCGCUCGUCGCCAACAUUGCAGAGAACUCCGUUCUGUUCAUGUGCUAUGGAUUCUGCCAACAAGUUGUGAGAAAAAUUGUUGGAGUUGACAGGAAAGCAAAGCUCAGUGACCUGCAGAACGCAGCUGCGGGCUCCUUCGCCUCGGCCUUUGCCACCCUCGUCCUGUGUCCCACAGAGCUGGUGAAGUGCAGGCUGCAGGCCAUGCACGAAAUGCAGCUGUCAGGAAAGAUAAUCCAGGGACACAAUACAGUUUGGUCAGUAGUGAAGGGUGUGAUUCAAAAGGACGGUCCCCUUGGAUUUUACCGUGGGCUGUCCAGCACUUUGCUGCGGGAAGUCCCAGGCUAUUUCUUCUUCUUUGGAGGAUAUGAACUGAGCCGGACCUUCUUUGCCUCUGGGAGAUCAAAAGAUGAAUUAGGUCCCAUUCCUUUGCUACUGAGUGGUGGUUUUGGGGGCAGCUGUCUGUGGAUCGCUGUGUAUCCCGUGGACUGUGUCAAAUCCAGGAUUCAGGUUCUUUCAAUGGCUGGAAAACAGACGGGCUUUAUGGGAACAUUUGUAACUGUUGUGAGAACUGAAGGUGUACUUGCCUUGUAUUCUGGACUGAAGCCAACUAUGAUCCGUGCAUUCCUGGCCAAUGGGGCACUGUUCCUUGCCUACGAGUACAGCCGGAAACUGAUGAUGAAACAAGUAGAUUCUUACUGACAUCUUCUAGCAGAUGGAGAACAAAAGGUUGCUCAAGGAUCAUUUAAAUAAACGAUCAAGAACCUGGUCUGAGCAGGGCCAAAUCAGUGACCUAAUUUUAGGAACUCAACACCAGUUUAGGAUUUGUAAUCUUUUAAAUUCAGGUGAUUUUUAUAGAGAUGUAUAUGUGCUGCUUGAAUUGGACCAGCAGAGCCAUCUCCAUCUUGCAGUUUCUGCACGAGGCACAUUGCAUGUCAAAUGUAUUUUACUGACCUGUGAUGGUGCUAAAAAGACUUACUUAUGUUGACCUGUUGGGUUUAAUGUAACAUGCAGCAGUCAGCUUGAUUCCUUUAGGAAUGUUUUAAAAUCUGUGCUGUGGUGGUGAACUUUCCCAGUUGGUGUUGGCAAGUCUCUGAGUCACAAUGACAGAGGUCCUGUCCAGACAUAACCCUUCACUGAGACCCCUGCCCUUCUCCAGCUCCCUUCUGCUCCGUGACUUUCAGGUUAUGGCAGUUGGUACCUAAAAUGUGUACUCUCCCAGCAAACGUGCUUAUAAAAGUAAGAAGUGUUUACCCCCUCCCUUGUAUGACUUAAAGCCAUAAAGAGAUAAAAACAUAUAGUUACUGGGUUUAAGGAGACCACGCAGCAUUUUAUUAUUGUUGAAGUCCUUUCAAUAAGUGCUGGAAUACGGGAAGCACCACUGAAUUAAACAGUGUGAGGGAGACUGCUGGAAAUAGCUGCUGGCUCUGAGUGCAGAAUUGUAGCUUUGUGCAGGCUCCUGUUUGGGUCACCUUGACAUGAGUCCAUGUGCCUGAAGGAGAGGAGGCUGAAGAAGAGGAGAAAGCCAGUUCUUAAAGACAACUGACACCGUAGUCUCCAUGGUGUAGCACGCACUCGCUUGGGCCGGUGUCCUGCCACUUGCUCUCCUGCUUCAGCUGAGUGGAAAAAGCUCAUGUGACUGGAUCAUUUGUAUCACCUUCAGGCCUGGAGGGCAUUCCUGCUUGGUCAUGUUACUUGAUUAAACAUGCCGUUAGUCAGUGUUAGCCAAAAUGAUGUAGUAACACCUAUUUCUAGAUGCCACUCUCCUUCUUGAAGUAGGAUGUUCUUUAUACAAGCCUUGCAAGAUGCAGCUACUGCCUAUCCUGGGAGAAGACAAAGCAGGGCUCAGAGAAACACAAACUAUGCCUCAGGCCUGGAGGUGCACAGAGGGAUGUCACCUGCAUGCUGUGACAGCCCACCAUGAUCACCAGAGCUACACAGAGAGCAGCAGCUUGCCACAGCAACCCCAACUUGUCAGUGACAAGUGCCAACAGUCACAGCUGGAACAGCUCAGUUUUGCACAUUACAGUUUCCCUUUCAGAUCCCAGAGCCAGGAGGAAGCUUUAGGCAUAGACAGGAGCAUCUCAUCACCUGCUGCCUCUCACAGUACAGCCAGGGUGAGCUUCAACUGGCUGCUCGUUCAUGUAAGGUGGUUGUGGCAGUUCUACAAACUCUUCUUGCUUCCCCAGCCUUCACCUGCAGCAAGAACGGUUCAUCUCCCUCUCAGUCACCCCGGAGAAGGGCAGUUAAAGCAGGACACAGCUGAGGAAUCUUCUGUGGCUGUUGCACCAAUUUACCCUGACUGACCAGUACAGUAGGGGCAGUAACACUGUGCUUAGUCAGUAUUUGAAAAGAAUUUAUGCCAAAUGUUUAAACAAUUCAGGUACAAGGGUGAGGCUUUAAGAGUUGUCAGACUUCCCCUUCUUUUCCAAGUUGUCUACCCAAGAGAAAUAGUAUAUUUGUAUAUGUUUCUAAUAGUUACAAAAAGGUGAGGCCUGAUUCCACACCAGUGGAAUGCUCCAAUCUAUUUCUUAGAUUUGUCUUUGCUUUCAUUUUUUAAAGCUGAUGGUUGCAGUUUAUAAUACAGAAGUUGAAGCUUCGAGAGAAGCAGGAUCUUUGGUGGCUGAAAGAGACCUGCAUUGGGAGGGUUUACCUUUGGGAGGCUGUGUAAGCAGUGAUCUUUCCAUUCACAGCUGCUAAAGCUGUACACACAUAUCAGUUGUUCAGCUCAGAACUUUGUAUGUUGGUAUUGGAAUUCAGGGGAAUAAAGUUUGAUUUCAUUAA